GCGAUAUAGUGGGUCUGUAUGACGAAGGCAGUCAGCUGGCCACGGGGAUCCUGACCCGGAUCACGCAGAGAUCGGUCACGGUGGCCUUUGAUGAGUCCCAUGACUUCCAGCUGAGCUUGGACCGGGAGCAGUCCUACAGACUGUUAAAGCUGGCCAAUGAUGUCACUUACAAGCGACUGAAAAAGGCUCUGGUCACCCUGAAGAAGUACCAUUCCGGCCCUGCGUCCUCGCUCAUAGAGGUCCUCUUUGGUGGGUCAGCCCCCAGUCCUGCCAGUGAGAUACAGCCACCGCUGUUCUGUAACGCUUCCCUGGAUGCCUCCCAGAAGGAAGCGGUCUCCUUCGCGCUGUCCCAGAAAGAGCUGGCCAUCAUCCAUGGGCCUCCUGGCACCGGGAAGACCACCACCGUGGUCGAGAUCAUUCUUCAGGCUGUGAGGCAGGGCUUAAAGGUUCUGUGCUGUGCUCCCUCUAACAUUGCCGUGGACAACCUGGUAGAGCGUCUGGCUCGGUGUAAGCAGAGGAUCCUGCGCCUCGGGCACCCUGCCCGCCUGCUGGAGUCUAUUCAGCAGCAUUCCCUGGACGCGGUGUUAGCACGGAGUGACAACGCCCAGAUCGUCGCAGACAUCAGAAAGGACAUCGAUCAGGCCUUCGUAUGUACCCCCUGCCAGCGAGCGCUCUGCGUGGUUUCUGAUCUGCAGUCUUUCCUUGCGUCACUUCUGUCUGUGCUCCUCUCGCUUUUCUUUGGUCUCCGUCAGUUCUAAGAAUUUCAAACAUCA
Molecule: messenger RNA, 773 nt
Organism: Ailuropoda melanoleuca (giant panda)
Lineage: Eukaryota; Metazoa; Chordata; Mammalia; Carnivora; Ursidae
Product: DNA-binding protein SMUBP-2-like
Exons: 4
Cellular component (GO): cytoplasm; nucleus
Molecular function (GO): RNA binding; 5'-3' DNA helicase activity; ATP hydrolysis activity
Source: RefSeq, a predicted model, not a curated record